This is a messenger RNA of Oppia nitens, 1324 nucleotides long. RefSeq lists its product as uncharacterized. Lineage: Eukaryota; Metazoa; Arthropoda; Arachnida; Sarcoptiformes; Oppiidae. The record is from RefSeq and is a predicted model, not a curated record. The transcript is spliced from 4 exons. Bases 47 to 1324 code for a protein of 425 amino acids.
AUUAAACAAUUCAAUAAACUUAAUACUAGUAGUAGUAGUGGUAGUAAUGUCUACAUUGUUAUCAAAUAAUAUGAUACUAUCGGAUAUUUUUAUUGUCAAUGACGAUGACUAUGUUGCAGAUGGUGGUGGUGGUGGUGGUAACGGUAGCAGUGGUGAUAAUAAGUAUAUGGAUAUAAAUAAUAAAAACAACAACAAACAUAAUAAUAAUAAUAAUCCUAAUCCUAAUAAUAAUCCUAAACCGUUAUAUCCUAUACUAAACGAGGCCUGCAAUCGUGUAGUGAAAAUUGUCGAUAAAUGUUUAGAUAAAAAAUGGUAUAAAACAUCAACAGUGUUUACCACCGAUGAUGCUGAUGAUAAUGAUGAUCAGGUGAUGAUGAAAGUUACCACAGAUCAGGACAGUUGCUGUAAAGCUAAAGAAAGGCAAUGUUCUCAUAGAAGAAUACACCGGAUGUGUUACGAAACUUUUACGGAUGUAUUAGGAUUUGCCCAGACAUUUGACAAAUGUCAGACCCGAUUGGGACUGAAUACUAACGUCGAGUUUUGCCAAAAAUAUCAACAGCUAAACACUAUCGUCAAUCAGUCGUCAAUGUCGGGCACCUGUCGAUCAUAUAUACCCUGUUUCGACAAUCUGGACGUCGUAAUCGGGCCGUCAAAUAAAGUCGUCGAUAUUCUGGACGAUCCCGUAUUGUUUCCGCGGCCGCGGCCGUCGUCGCCGCCGUCUAAACAUCAGUCGAUGACUACUACUACUACUCCACCAUCGAUGCGCACCUGUAUGUCAACGGUAGUCAAACUAGACAACUGUCUAAUUAGAAAGUGGAAUAUAACCAAAAAUAUUGAUAAUAAUUAUAAUUAUAACGUAAUGAUUAAUAGUAAUAAUAAUAAUUUAACACAAACUAGCCGUCAAUUAUGUUGCUAUCAACGGGAGCGUAGUUGUAGUCUAAAAAAAUUGCUAAAUAAAUGUAAUCUAAGUCCUGGUGAACGUCUAGACAAUGAUCUACAACAGCAAUACUACCGGCGCUUAUAUAGAAAAUGUAAUAACAAUUUAUGCGAUCAAUUAGUUGAUAGACUUAGACAACAAAUCGAUGGUAAGGGUAGCUAUGAUGGCAAUGAUGGCGAUGAUAGUGCCUGUACUGAGUAUAUACCGUGUCUAUCAUCCAAUCCUAACGGUGAUCCCAGUCCUCGUCGACGUCAUCAACUGGCAAUGAUGUACUCAUCAUCAUCAGCGACGACGACUGGUAUAUCAUCACCACAUCAUCAUCAGCUGAUGGACAGUCAUAUAAUUAUUAUUAGUAGAUAUUUAUUAUUAUAUCCGAUAAUUUCCUAA